Molecule: messenger RNA, 477 nt
Organism: Trichosporon asahii var. asahii CBS 2479
Lineage: Eukaryota; Fungi; Basidiomycota; Tremellomycetes; Trichosporonales; Trichosporonaceae
Exons: 2
Coding region: 1-477 (158 amino acids)
Source: RefSeq, a predicted model, not a curated record
AUGCCCACCGAUAUCCAGCCCUCUCCAUACGACGUCCCGACCGAGAUUGAGUUCUACACUGCUUUAGCUCGCGAGGUCAAGAACGAGCAGCAGAGACUUAACCCGCCCAGCAUUGAACUCUACGAGGCCGCAUUUGAGGGCUUCGUCUCCCAGUGGAUCAACAGGGAGACCGGCCGUCUGCAUCGGUACCGUGCCACUUUCCACGAGCGCCAGGAUAAGCUUGAGGCCAAGCUUCCCCCUCCCGACGCCAAGUUUAGCAGCCCGGCUGUCGUGAGUUUGGUUCUGGACAUUUUGCACGGCAUCUACUGCAUGCGCGUGUACCUCGAAUACUUUGACGGUAUCAUUGCCGAACUCAACUACUUCGAGCACGUUGUCGAACUCCGCAAGGCAGCCCGCGCCGCUCGCGAGCGCCAGGCCCGUUACACUCAGAGCCAGCUGGCUCGCCUGGCCCGCCUGGCACCCAACUUUGCCUUGUAG